UGUUUGCUUUCACUUCCAGGUCAACGUGUAAUCUCUUCCGGCUGAAAAGUCGUAACCACUUCCGCUCAGCUCAGAAGCGGAAGAGGGCUGCAAUGGCGCCGGAGGUGUAUUUACUUUGGUUAUUGCCGUUGCUUCAGUCGCUGGCGGCGCUGGGAGCCGAGCUGUCGUCGGAGGCGUGCAGGGAGCUCGGCUUCUCCAGUAACCUGCUGUGCAGCUCGUGUGAUCUGCUGAGCGAGUUCAGCCUGACGCAGCUCGAGCCCUUCUGCAGGCAGUGCUGCCAGGAGGAGGCUCAGCUCGAGUCCAGGAAGCUCUACCCCGGAGCCAUCCUCGAGGUCUGCGGAUGAAAAUUGGGGAGGUUCCCUCAAGUCCAAGCUUUCGUCAGGAGCGACAAGCCGAAGAUGUUCAAGGGCCUUCAGAUUAAGUAUGUGCGAGGCUCGGAUCCUGUACUGAAGCUGCUGGACGAUAACGGGAACAUCGCUGAAGAACUCAGCAUCCUCAAGUGGAACACGGACAGCGUGGAGGAAUUCCUCGGGGAAAAACUCGACCGCAUUUAACACCUCUCAUCUCCUCACUUCUGUUUACACAGAUCAGAUCGAAACCGAUGGACCGUGUACAAGUUGUUUUAAUGUUCUAGUCAUCCAAACAAAGUUUAUAAUGAAAUCAUUUCAUCUUUUUUCACCUCGUUUAUUCAUUCACCUCUUCAGAUUUCGACUAGGCAUGUGCCAGUCUUACAUUUUAUCAUCGUAUCAUGAUUAAAUCCUAAUUAUGGCAUUCCUUCAGAACGGGACUCGAUCCCAGGCGUCCUUCUGGGCCUCUUGAUCAUCAGCCCUUUUCCAGCUGUUCAAUCUGAAACUGUAGUUUUGGGGUUUUUUGUUUUUUUUGUACUGUAUAUUUGUGUAUGGACGGAGAAUCCUGACGAUGCUGGGUCGGCGGUGCUUGUCGUUUUUCCCCGUACGCUAGCGCUCGUGUGGAGCUACACAUUAGUGAAGGCCUCACAGGAAACCAGCGAGUGGUGUGUGAGGCCUGAUGUGUGUGCCGUUCUCACAGCGCGCAGCGACGGAGAGAGACAUGAGCGCUCCCUCUGGUGUUUAAACUGAUCUCUGUUUAAUAAAGUUCUGUUUCGACACAA
Messenger RNA from Pangasianodon hypophthalmus (striped catfish), 1129 nucleotides. It is a transcript of the gene selenof, whose product is annotated as selenoprotein F. The transcript has 5 exons. The record is from RefSeq and is a predicted model, not a curated record. Gene Ontology annotation, molecular function: oxidoreductase activity. Lineage: Eukaryota; Metazoa; Chordata; Actinopteri; Siluriformes; Pangasiidae. Gene Ontology annotation, cellular component: endoplasmic reticulum lumen.